AGAGUUUAUGAGAUCAGUUAUGGAGGACGAAACAAGUCAACAGAGCCAGAAAGAUGAGAAGCUUCUCGUUUCUGUCACUCCGUUUUCGAUAAAGGAUAUUUUGAGCGGCAAAGAUGACGAUAGUGAUGUGCAAGAGUCUGCUUUGGACAUGUCCAAAAGUCAUCAGAGGAUUCCGGGAGACUCCCCUGAUGCGCUGUCUACCCUACCGUCCGACUGCGCGUCCUGCCACCAAUCCGACGAUUCGUCCGGCCCGCCCAACCGCAAGAAACGCUCAAGGGCGGCGUUCACGCAUGCGCAGGUGUUCGAGCUGGAGCGCCGCUUCGGGCAGCAGCGGUACCUGAGCGGACCGGAGCGGGCGGAUUUAGCGGCCGCCCUUAAGUUGACGGAGACGCAGGUGAAGAUCUGGUACCAGAACAGGCGGUACAAGACCAAGCGCAAGCAGAUGCAGCUGCAGGAGGCUGGGAUGGUGCACCAGAACGCCAAGAGGGUGGCUGUUAAGGUGCUGGUCAAGGACGAUAUGCCGUUGUUCCUGCAGCAAAAGUCGUACUACCCCGACCAGGGGUUUGACCGGCCUGGCAAAACCACCAUCCAAAAGUACCCAAAGACCAUCCAGGAGUCGAUGUUGAGCUUGUGUCAGCAGUACUCGAACUCCAUGCAGAUUUUCCCGUACUUCAAUUACUAUCAUCCCUCGUUGAUUGGGAGUUUGGGUCAUCAGGACGACGAUGGAGGGUUGGAAAAUAGGAAUGAUCAGAAUUAGGCAAGCAGGCGGAGCCCAAUGAAAAUAGUUGUUUGCUCAUUUUGUAUCCAAUCGGAGGGAGCUGAAGUUAGUUCAUUUUUCCUAGUGAGCUUUUAGACGGAUAUGGAACCACAAGAACCUCGAAAUAACUGGACUAUUUCAACUUUUACGCAAAUACUUCAAGAAUCGUCUGCCAGAGAAAAUUAGAGAGAUGAAAUAUGCACACGACUCUGCGUCGACUGAAUUCCAGAUAUUUGAGAUGAUAAAUCAAAUGAAAUUGAUUUCUUCUCAGCAACUGGAUAUAAUGUUUUUUUCUCUCAUCCAACUAUUUGUGAACAACUCCAAAAUGUCAUGAUUAUGUAUAGGGCUAUAGAAAGUAUGAGAAACCAUGAAUCCCAACUUUUGGAUAUGAAACGAGAUGAUUCAAAUAACUCCCAUCUGUACGGAAAAUAACAGGAAUAAAGAUAUUUGAUGGUUAGAACAUCUAUUUGACUUUAGAGUUCUCAUAUAC
Messenger RNA from Phaedon cochleariae (mustard beetle), 1247 nucleotides. NCBI's taxonomy places the organism in Eukaryota, Metazoa, Arthropoda, Insecta, Coleoptera, Chrysomelidae. The record is from the annotation of a GenBank genome assembly.